CACUUGUGACUUAAUAAAAAGUUGCUUAAGCACUUAUAAGUUACUUUAUUUAAUUAUGUCUAAUUAAAUUAUCUAACGCUAAUUCGCCUAAUUUCGUUAAUAACAAUUAAAAUUUUUUAUGGUCUAAAUUUAUUUGGAAUGGAACAGUGCUAUAUUAAAAACACACUUGUUUGGCUUUUUGUUGAUAAAAUCAAACAACCAGCUACAGUUAUAGAAAAUAAAAAUGGAAAAAUAAAGUUUCAAACAAAUAAUGGAAAGUAUUAUGAGUAUUCAUUGUCAACUGUUAAUCACCAACUUGCUACUCCCAUGCAUCAGUCUAGUAUAGAUGGAGUUGAAGACAUGGCAAAACUUGGUGAUUUACAUGAAGCUGCCAUUUUGUAUAAUAUUCAACAAAGAAUUCGCAGGAACCUAAUAUAUACUCACAUUGGUUCCAUCUUAGUGGCAGUAAACCCUUAUAAAGUUAUACCAGGUGUAUAUGAAACUAACAAAAUGCAAGAGUACAACAAUAAAUAUCUUGGAGAUCUGCCACCUCAUAUUUACGCAAUUGCCAAUGAAGCUUAUUAUGCAUUGUGGAGAAAAGGAGGUAACCAGUGUGUCUUAAUCAGUGGCGAAUCGGGUGCUGGAAAAACAGAAUCUACUAAACAUAUUCUUGGAUUUCUUUCUGAAAUGAGUCGUAACCUAUCUGAUGAAAAAAAUCUUAUAUCAGAGAAAAAAAAUGUUGAAGAAGUGAUCAUACAAAGCAGUCCAAUACUAGAAGCCUUUGGAAAUGCCAAGACAGUUUAUAAUAAUAAUUCGAGUCGUUUUGGAAAGUUUAUGCAACUUGAUUUUUCAAAUAAAGGAAGUAUCACUGGCGGAACAAUUAUAGAUUACCUUCUAGAAAAGAACCGUAUUGUUCGACAGAAUCCAGGUGAAAGAAAUUUCCAUAUUUUUUACUCAUUGUGUUUAGGAACAUCACCAGAGCAAAAAGCUCUAUUCACGAUCAAUAAUCCUGAUAAAUAUCAUUAUUUACAACAAAGUGGUUGCAUAGAAGAUCCAACAAUUAAUGAUAAAGAAAACUAUCAAAGUAUAAUUCAUGCCAUGAAAGUGAUUGGUCUAUCUAAUGAGCAAAUAAGCAAUAUUCAUUAUGUUCUAUCCAGUAUUUUACAACUAGGAAAUAUUACAUUCAUACAUACAGGCGGUGCACAGAUUAGCAACAAAAAUGAACUUGAAAGACUUUCUACUUUGCUACAAAUCGAUAUUUAUUUGUUAAAUGAUGCACUGACACAAAAAAGUAUGAAUUUACGUGGUGAAGAAAUUUUUAGCCCACUUAGUGUUGAACAAGCUGUUGAUGCAAGAGAUUCAAUUGCCAUGGCAUUGUUUCAAGCAUGCUUUAAAUGUAUAAUUCAUAAUAUCAAUUUAAGAUUGAAAGGAGAUCAGACGUUUUCUUCAAUUGGGAUUUUGGAUAUAUUUGGUUUUGAGAACUUUCAGAUUAAUCGAUUUGAACAGUUUAACAUAAAUUUUGCAAAUGAAAAGCUACAAGAAUACUUUAAUAAACACAUAUUUUCAUUAGAACAACUUGAAUAUAACAGGGAAGGUUUAGAAUGGACUGAUAUUGAUUGGAAUGAUAAUGGUGAAUGUUUAGAUCUUGUUGAAAAAAAACUUGGUAUACUUUCUCUUAUUGAUGAAGAAAGCCAUUUUCCUAAAGGUACUGAUGAAUCUCUGUUAAAAAAGCUUCAUGAAAAUCUAGCUAAUAAUAUUUUUUAUAUUAAACCACGUGUGGCAAAUAGCAAAUUUGGUAUCAAGCAUUAUGCUGGAGAGGUUUUUUAUGAUUGUGUUGGAUUUUUGGAAAAAAAUCGCGAUACAUUUAGAGAUGAUCUUUUGCGAACAAUAAAAGAAAGCAGAUCUGAUUUUAUUUAUGACUUGUUUGACAAAUGGAAAAGUGAAGAUUUAAGUAGUAAUACAAAAAAUGCAUUAAAUAAGAAACCACGCAAGCCUACAGUCAGCUCACAAUUUAAAGAUUCUUUGUUUUCUUUAAUGUUGAAUUUGAAUAGUGCAAAUCCUUAUUUUGUUCGAUGCAUAAAACCAAACAAUGUCAAGACAAAAGAUUUAUUUGAUGAAGAAGUAGUUCUUAAUCAGUUAAAAUAUUCUGGUAUGUUGGAGACUGUGAAAAUACGCAAAGCAGGAUUUCCUGUUCGUCGUUUGUAUGAAGACUUUAUGAGAAGGUAUCGUGCAUUGUUCUACAAAAUAAAGUUUAAGAUGUUAGUUGAUGCAAAAGAUAAUUGUAUUCUUAUUUUGACUCAGUUCGACCCAUGUCGUGAACUUCAUCGUAUUGGAAAAACAAAGAUAUUUUUAAAGGAUAAACUUGAAUCUGAAAUUGAAAUCCAUCGAACAAAAAAUAUAAAUUAUGCUAGUGCACUUAUAUUAAAUCAACUAAUUGGAUAUCAAACUCGUAAAAAAUUUCUUAAAAUCAAACUUUCAGUCUUGGUCAUACAGAAAUAUUAUAAGGCUCAUUACUAUCACAAAAAGUUUGUAAAUAUUAAGAAGGCUGCUCUUGUGAUUCAAAAAUUCGAACGAGGUCGACAAGCUCGAAAACUAUAUGUAAACAUGUUAGAACAAAAACGUAUUGAAGAAGAAAGAAUACGUGAAUUGGAAAGACUCAGAGAAGAAGAGCAUUUAAGAGAGAUGGAGAAAUUAGAACAAGAAAGAAAAUUACAUGAACUUGCUGAAAUGAAAGUAAAGAGAGAAGAAGAGGAAAGAAUUCGCAUGGAACAAGAAGAAGAAAAACGAAUCAAAGAUGAGCAGCAGCGACAAGCUGAGUUAGCCAAGCUCAAAGUAUUAGAGGAAAAUAGAAGAGCACUUGAAGAACAAAAAAGACAAGAGGAGGAAGCAAGAAUAAGAGAAGAAAGCAAAAAGCGUCUUGAACAAGAAGAAGCUAAGAAGCUUAAAGAAGAAACAGAAGCUCAGGAGCUACAAAAUGAACUGGAGAGACAAGACAGAAAAGCUACUGAAGAUGCCCUUCGAGAAAUGGCAGAGCUUGAUGCUCAACUACAGAUAGAAGAAGCUCUUGAUGAAGAAGAGGACAUUGAUGAUGAUACUGUUGCGCGUAUGAUAAAUUUUAAUGAAGAUGCCUCUGUUGUUGAUUUGGUAACAUAUGAAGGAUACCUUUCACUUAAAGGGGGAAUCAUUGCUAAUGCUAAAAAACAUUGGUGCGUUCUUAAAGAUGAUACUUUGAUGUGGUUUCGUGGAAAACAGAAAGCUUUAAAAAGUGGUUGGUUGCUAAAGAAAGGAGGUGGAAGUGGUACUUUAUCUCGGCGAAAUUGGAAAAAGCGUUGGUUUAUCUUGAAAGAUACUUUGCUGACAUAUCAUGAAAAUGAUCAAGAAGGUGCCAAGGUUUUAGGAACAAUCGACUUGAGAAGUUGUCGGCAAAUUGUGGAUAGCAAUCAAAAGGAAAAUGCCUUCAGUCUUGUGAUGCCGUCAAGAACAUAUCAUUUUGUUUCUGAAAAUCCUCAAGAAUGGGAUGAUUGGUUUGGAAUUUUAAAUCGAGUACAUAGAGCAAAUGACUCAGAGUUGCGGCUAAUAAAAGAAGAAAGUGCAAAUGUGAAAAAUGCAGUAGGUACUAUCGAAACAAUAAUUAUCGAAAGUAUUUCUGUAGACCUCAUUGAAGAAAAGUCCCAAGGGUUUAGCAUUAUUACAGCAAAUCGAGUUUAUUCAUUUGUAGCAGAAAAAUCAGAGGAGGUUGAGAACUGGGUAAAAGUUUUGGAAAAAAGCAAAGAAAAGCAAUUAGAGGAAGGGACAAGUGUUGCUAUAGAAAAAGGAUGGCUGUUAAAGUUGGCACUAAAAGAACAAGCUCGUGAUAAAAGAAGAUGGUUUGUGCUUAAUAAUAAUUCUUUGGAUUAUUUCAAGUCUCCAGAGAAUAACUCAUCAAGACUUGGCUCUAUACUACUUAACAGUUUAUGCACAGUAAUCCCUCCUCCGCCACCUGAUGAUAUAAAAAGCAAAGAAACAGGUAGAUGGGAAUUUGUUGUAAAUGGUAGAAAACGGUCUUACAAUUUGGUAUGCCCAAGUCAUGAACAGGCUGUACACUGGCAAGUUGCAAUUCAGGAGGUUAUUGAAAAUAAACCACCUGUUGAAACGCCUUUUCAGAAGCUUAUGAAUGAAAUUAUGAACUCAAAAAGUGAAUCAUUAAUUAAUAGAAUUUAUCGUGUUAACCCAUUACUUACAUUCACUAAGCAGCCAUUAAAGAUGCCACUACUGCCAUUGCCAUAUGGUCAUUCACUUGCUUUAAAAGCUCAAAAUAAAGGAUAUGGAACUUUCUAUGAAGAAGCACUUAAAAUAUUUAAAUGUUUACAAGAGUUAGAAAAUGUUGCUGACCCAAUUGCUGUUACACAAGGUAUUCUCCAAACAUGCCAUGAUCUUAACCAGCUGAGAGAUGAGGUUUAUUGUCAGCUAAUUAAACAAACAAGUGGUUUAAUAGAUCCAGAUAAUAUUUCUGCUUUGCGUCAUAUGCAGGUACUUGUUUGUAUGUCUUGUACAUUCUUGCCAUCAAGAAAAGUACUUCGAUUUUUAUUGGCACAUUUGAAACGAGUUCAUGAUGAGUUUACAAAUUCAGAAAUAGCAAAGUUUAGCGAGUUUGCUGCAGAUGCAUUAAAACGAACACGUGUUCGGGAAUAUCCUCCAUCUCGAGGUGAAAUUAUUACACUUUUGGGUAGAAGAAAAAUAAAUGUAUUAGUUCAUUGCUAUGGGGGAGGAUUGUGUCAGAUUUCUAUAGACUCCUCAACAACAAGUGGAGAGGUUGUAAAGAUUUUAUGCAAAGGAAUGGGCAUUGUUCAAGACAAUCUAGCAUUUGCUUUGUUUGAAAAAUGUGGCCCUCACAAUGAAAGAUCUAUUGAAGACAGGGAAAUAGUUGCUGACAUAGUUUCAAAAUUUGAAAAAUUCAAAGCAUUAGAAGUCAACAAGAACAGUCGCAAUAAAUGGAUAUUGUUUUUUAAAAUAUUUUGUUAUUUGCAUCCACAGCAAGUUUCAACCAGUUCAGUAGAGGGGCUGUUUCUUUAUGAGCAGACUUGUGAAUACGUAAUGCGUGGAAGAUAUUUGUUUCCGGAGCUUACAUUAUGCAAGCUGGCUGCUUUGCGUUUGCAAUAUUUAGAAGGAGAUUGCAUUGUUGGAACUUGGAUAGAUAAAGAAAUCAGUACAAUAUUUCCUGUUGGUAAAAUACGAUCAAAAGCAGCUCAAGAAAAAAAACCAACACCAAAAAAAGACUACGGAACCAUUCGUGGAACUAUAAGCAAAGCUAUUUCUUCAUUUAAAGGUGAGGAAGAUAUUGAAGAACGUUCAGAGCAACCUGUUUACGACGUUGAAGAAGAACUUUCUGCUAUAAAAAGUAGCAUUAUGGCUAAAUGGAAAGAGCUCAAGGGUACUGAUCCUGAUGAUGCCUUAGUGGAAUACAUGUCAAUAGUAAAGAAUUGGUAUGGGUUUGGAUCAACAAUGUUUAAUGUCAAGUCAAAAGAAGCUGGAUACCCUCCAAAUCUUUUUCUUGGAGUUGGUUAUAAAAAUGUUGCUUUGUAUAGAAAAGAUGAAACCAGACCUAUCCAGACUUACAACUAUGAAGAAAUUUCAUCGUUUGGAGCACCUAAGUCCAACGUAUACCGUAUCGUUAUAGACGGAAGAAGUCCUAUUCAAUUUGAAACAGAAAUGGUCUUAGAGAUUGCAAAACUUAUGAAAGCAUAUAUAAACGAAAUUGUUAAAAAAGCUGUUCAAAAUAGUGAAGUGCUAAGAGACACAUUAAAACCAAUAGAAAACUAGAGGCUCAAUCUUCAAAAUAUUUUUCCGAUGAACGUAGUUUUUAAAGUAAUUGCGGUAUUUUAUUUUAAUUAAAGUGAAAAUCUUUUUUUACAUAUAUAAAUAAAUAAAUUUUAAAUAUUUGAUUAAACAUUUAA
Hydra vulgaris (swiftwater hydra) is the source of this 5912-nucleotide messenger RNA. Its product is annotated as unconventional myosin-X. Gene Ontology annotation, cellular component: myosin complex; cytoskeleton. Gene Ontology annotation, molecular function: protein binding; cytoskeletal motor activity; ATP binding. The record is from RefSeq and is a predicted model, not a curated record. Lineage: Eukaryota; Metazoa; Cnidaria; Hydrozoa; Anthoathecata; Hydridae.